AUAACAUCACCUUCUUCAACGGAGUCUUUGAAAAUGUGGAAAGUGUUGCUUUGUUCUUUGAUUGUUUGGGCUCUCACUUCACUUGGCUUCAGUCCGUGUUCACCAGCUUUCCCGCCUUGCUCAACUUCGUGAGCAGAAUGAAGUGUGUGACUGGCGUUUGCCCAAGAGACUUUGAAGACUACGGCUGUGCCUGCCGAUUCGAGAUGGAGGGCUUCCCCGUGGAUGAAGUAGAUGGUUGCUGUUUUCAACGGAAAUGCUACGAAGCAACGGAGGAAGAUUGCACCUGGGAUCCUACCAAAAUCAUCAUGAACGUCAGUUGCCUCACUAAAAACAUCACUUGUGGGUCUGAGGAUUCUUGCGAGCAUUUGCUCUGCGAUUGUGACAGAGAAGCUAUUGAAUGUUUCUUGCAUUCUCCCAUUAACUCUUCCUUGAAUAAUUUUGAUGCUUCCCUCUGCUCCUCUCUGGUGACAGGUGCCACCAGUGAAACAUCUAGUGUGAAGUUCACACCACAGUUCCUGCUUCAGUGUGAUCGUUUCUCUUUUCUGCAACGGGGCGAGAAUGGAAAACUCAGUCGUGAGUUACCACAGUUGGGUGAGAUGCUCUACUGCUUGACCGACCGUGUCCAGAGGAGUUCGAAUUAUAUGGCUGCUUUUGUGGUCAAGAGGGAAGAACAUCCGACCGAUGAACUAGACAG
Thamnophis elegans (Western terrestrial garter snake) is the source of this 694-nucleotide messenger RNA. Its product is annotated as otoconin-90-like. Gene Ontology annotation, cellular component: extracellular matrix. The record is from RefSeq and is a predicted model, not a curated record. Gene Ontology annotation, biological process: lipid catabolic process; arachidonate secretion; phospholipid metabolic process. NCBI's taxonomy places the organism in Eukaryota, Metazoa, Chordata, Lepidosauria, Squamata, Natricidae. Gene Ontology annotation, molecular function: phospholipid binding; calcium ion binding.